GGGAGAGAGAAACAAGGGAAGGAAAGAAAAUAACCAAGGAAGAGAGGAAAGAGAGGGGGGGAGAGAGAGAGAGGAGAGUUGAAAAUGGUCUUGUGGUUUUAAAAGCUAUAAACAGACAUGCUCUGCAACUGCUGUGUUCUUGCAUUCCAUUUCCCUUCCUUGUUUCUCUUCCUCUCUCUCUCUCUCUCUCUGAUCCUUUGGCUUCUUUUGUGCUUUGUUUUUUGGCAAUAGCUAAUAGCUAGCGGCUAGCUAGCCACUUCUCUGCUUGAUUUAAUCUUUUUAUGCCGUGUAUCAUUUUGCUAUAGCUUGCCUUUAUCGUGCUCUGUUAAAAAGAUUACACAAGCCCAAAGAGAUAAGAGGGAGGAGAGAGGAAGGAGAUUGGGUAAAAGGGUUUUUCAAUUGAGGGUUUUGGUUUUCUUUUCUUGUAAAGAAUGAUUGGUUGUUCAGGCUCCAACUGAAGUCAUACCGAGCGUUUGGGAACCGAAAAGAAUUUCUUUUUUGAGCAAACAACAAAACAAAAAGAGUUAUGUGUUUUUGGGUGAUUAGUUUUUCAGCUUCUUGAUGAUGAAAGAUUGUCAAAAAAUCAAGGGAAGUUCUCUCGAGGGAUUGCCUUAUAGAAGCGUCUCUGCGUAUAUUCAAAGUAUUUGGCAAGAAAUCUCAAUCUCUCAGGCGUUAUUGUCAAGGUAAACCAAAAGAAGAAAGAAAAGGAGAGAAUUUUUUCUCUCGUUGUGAAAUUAAUAUAAGAGAGAAACUUACCAUUUAAAGAAGAAAUCAAUUAUACAGCUCCAUCUAGAAUGAAUUGAAAUGCAAAGAAUCUAAUCCUUAAGCAACUCCAAGGCUUAUUAGAUUCUUUUGCAACCCACAACACACAGCGUUUCUUUGUUUUUGCAUAGGUGAAAAUGUCUACCAAUCAAUCUUUAGAAAUGCAAGAACCCAGCAUCGACACCGAUAAGCUAAGCUAUGAAAUCUUCUCAAUUCUUGAAAGCAAGUUUCUGUUUGGCUACGAUGAUCAGAAGCUAUGGGUCCCCAAGCAGAUCUCUUCGCCACCCACAGAGCCUAAACUUGAGUCUUUUGUAUCCCCACCAGCUGCUGAUGCCAACGGCGUCUCUGCAAUCAAGAACCAGCGAGGAAAAAUCUGCAUACUCUCCAUCGACGGCGGCGGCAUGAGAGGGAUUCUUUCUGGGAAAGCAUUGGCUUAUCUCGAGCACGCACUCAAAACCAAAUCAGGCAAUCCUGAAGCCAGAAUCGCUGAUUAUUUCGACGUCGCGGCGGGGACGGGCAUAGGAGGUAUCUUUACGGCCAUGCUUUUUGGUAGUAAAGAUAAUAACCGUCCGAUUACGAAGGCGGAUGACACUUGGAGGUUUUUAGCUGAUCAUGGCAAAAAAAUAUACCGUUCUGGUAAUGGCAAUGGAGGCGGUGGAAAUGGUCGUGGUGGCGGCGGAGGCGGCGUUCUUAAGCGGCUAUUUAAAGGCGGUUCCACUAUGGCGGCUGCCACAGCCUGUCUAGAGAAAGCCAUGAAAGAAACGUUUACAGAGCAAGGCCGGAGCUUAACGCUUAAAGAUACAUUAAAACCGGUCCUAAUCCCAUGCUAUGAUCUUUCUAGUACGGCGCCGUUUCUGUUCUCAAGAGCCGACGCAUUAGAAACCGACAGUUUUGAUUUCCGGCUCUGGGAAGUCUGCCGGGCAACAUCAGCCGAACCGGGUUUAUUCGAGCCGAUUCAAAUGGUGUCCGUUGAUGGUCAGACCAAGUGUUUAGCGGUUGAAGGCGGUUUGGCUAUGAGCAACCCAACAUCAGCAGCAAUUACCCACGUGUUGCACAACAAGCAAGAGUUUCCAUUCGUGAGAGGAGUGGAAGAUUUAUUGGUACUAUCACUAGGCACUGGUCAGCUCCUUGAAGUUAGCUACGAUUAUGAGGAGGUUAAGAACUGGAGGGCUAAGCACUGGGCUCGACCCAUGGCUCGAAUUGCGGGUGAUGGUUCGGCCGAUUCAGUGGACCAAGCAAUAGCCUUGGCAUUUGGGCAAUGUAGAAGCAGCAACUACGUAAGAAUUCAGGCAAAUGGGUCCAGCUUAGGAGGGUGUGGGCCCAAUGUGGACACAGACCCUGGUCCUAACAAUGUGAAGAUGUUGAUUGCCAUAGCAGAGGAAAUGUUGAAGCAGAAAAAUGUUGAAUCAGUGCUGUUUGGGGGUAAGAGGAUUGGGGAGCAAAGCAAUUUUGAGAAAUUGGAUUGGUUUGCAGGUGAACUUGUGCUUGAGCACCAAAGGAGGAGCUGCAGAAUUGCUCCCACCGUUGCUUUCAAGCAAGCUGCUUCUAAACCUACAUAGACUUCUCUCAACUCUUUUUAGAACCAACCUAGCCAAAAAGAAAAAGGGUAACAAAUAUAUAUAGUAUAUAAAUAUAUGAAAGAGAGAAAAAGAAAGAAAAAAAAAAGAAAGUAACAUAGCAGCUUUUACUUUUUGAAAGUGAAGAAUAGUAAGGGAAGAGGAAGAGGAAUGGAAAAGGACAAGCAAACAAAAAAGGGUAGAAGAUCUUAGUGGGAUUAGUUUGCCUGCUAGAGGACAAGCA
Manihot esculenta (cassava) is the source of this 2562-nucleotide messenger RNA. Its product is annotated as patatin-like protein 7. The coding region runs from base 900 to 2321 and encodes 473 amino acids. NCBI's taxonomy places the organism in Eukaryota, Viridiplantae, Streptophyta, Magnoliopsida, Malpighiales, Euphorbiaceae. The record is from RefSeq and is a predicted model, not a curated record. Gene Ontology annotation, biological process: lipid metabolic process. The transcript has 3 exons.